Struthio camelus australis is the source of this 2208-nucleotide messenger RNA. RefSeq names its product double PHD fingers 3 (gene DPF3). Gene Ontology annotation, biological process: positive regulation of transcription by RNA polymerase II. Gene Ontology annotation, cellular component: MLL3/4 complex; nucleus. Gene Ontology annotation, molecular function: histone binding; transcription coactivator activity; histone H3K4 methyltransferase activity. NCBI's taxonomy places the organism in Eukaryota, Metazoa, Chordata, Aves, Struthioniformes, Struthionidae. The record is from RefSeq and is a predicted model, not a curated record.
UGUCAUUCACAACCCCCUGAAAGCACUCGGAGACCAGUUCUACAAAGAAGCGAUUGAGCACUGUCGCAGCUACAACUCUCGGCUGUGUGCUGAACGAAGUGUCCGCCUUCCCUUCCUGGAUUCACAAACUGGGGUAGCUCAGAACAACUGCUACAUCUGGAUGGAGAAGAGGCACAGGGGACCAGGCCUGGCCCCAGGUCAGCUGUACACAUACCCGGCACGUUGCUGGCGCAAAAAGAGGCGUUUGCAUCCCCCCGAGGAUUCCAGGCUGAAGCUACUGGAAAUUAAACCUGAAGUUGAUCUGCCUCUGAAAAAAGAUGGUUUCACAUCAGAAGGUACAACUCUGGAAGCCUUGCUGCGUGGAGAGGGAAUAGAGAAAAAAACAGACACUAAAGAAGAAGACACUAUACAGGAAAUUCAGAGGGUUUUAGAAAAUGAUGAAAAUGCAGAUGAAGUGAAUGAGGAAGAGGAUUUGGAAGAAGAUAUUCCAAAACGAAAGAACAGGCCUAGAGGACGGCCAAAGACCCCCACCUGGAAAAAAAUUUUCCAGAAAAAUGCUCGGGGAUCUGGAGGUGGCAGGAGACGGAAUGAUGCUGCCUCCCAGGACGAUCAUGACAAACCCUAUGUUUGUGACAUCUGUGGCAAGCGUUACAAGAACAGGCCUGGACUGAGCUACCAUUAUGCUCACACUCACCUUGCCAGCGAAGAGGGGGAUGAAGCCCGAGAGCAGGAGACCCGCUCCUCCCCUGUCCACAGAAAUGAAAACCACAAACCCCAGAAAGGACCAGACGGGGUCAUCAUUCCCAAUAACUACUGUGACUUCUGCCUCGGAGGCUCCAGUAUGAACAAAAAAAGUGGCCGGCCUGAGGAACUUGUAUCAUGCUCAGACUGUGGGCGCUCUGGACACCCGACCUGCCUGCAGUUCACCACAAACAUGACUGAGGCUGUCAAAACCUAUCAGUGGCAGUGCAUUGAGUGCAAAUCCUGCAGCCUUUGUGGGACCUCUGAGAACGAUGACCAGCUGCUCUUCUGUGAUGACUGUGAUCGUGGCUAUCACAUGUAUUGCUUGAAUCCACCAGUCUUUGAGCCCCCAGAAGGGAGCUGGAGUUGUCAUUUGUGCCGGGAGCUGCUCCGAGAGAGAGCGUCAGCUUAUGGCUUCCAGGCCUGAGGAGCUGCAGCAACCAAGAAACACUUUGCUCCUGGUGUUGUUGUACCAGCACACAAUUCCCAUCUGGAACACAAAGACACAAUCCACAACAAAGUGAAUGGACACUCAAAUAGAUGAAGAGGUAGCUAUGGCGUUCACUGUCAGAGAGUAGCUGUCACUCAUGCAGUACCUCCUGGGCUCUACUAGAAGGAUCAUAUACUUUCCUGAGGCUCCAGAUGAAAUCUCUUCACUGCUCUGCAUGGUUGCUGCUUACCGUUACGGGCUCACAUGCAUUACAGAAGGGGGAGGGUUGCUCUAUCGACAUGGAGAUGUCAAAUUUGUGUGGCCUUGUGCUUUCUGUUUAGUCUUUUUUUAAGAAGAAAUAGUAACAUAUCUCCCAAGCAAUUAUUUUGUGAGUGGUUUUGCUGGGAGCAGUACUGGUUAUUACUCUUCGUAGGCUUGACUGGAAAUCUCUUUACUGCAACCACUUUGUCUUCGUAGAGGGGCAUUGAGAGUUGCAUUAGUUCAAUACUUCCCAGGUCGUGAAAAACACAUUGUCACUGAGAAAAGCACAGAUCAAAAAAAUUUUGGGUGACGCUUUCUCCCUAGGAUCAAAUGCUUUGCUUUUGCAGAUUUUUAGAAGUCUGGUUUUAGUGUCUCUGAAGGAAGAAGAGUAGCCAUUAUGUACGCAGGCAGAUGCUUAGAAAGUUCUACCAUAUUUAGUAUUUCAGGAUGUCUGGCAUGCUGUCCCACUGCAGUUCAGUUCAGACUCAUCUUUUUUUUUUAAUUUAAAAAGUUGCAAAUGGCUAUGUAAAUAAAUGACAUGCUGUUUAGCUUGUAAAACUGAACAAAAGAAAAAUGUUUUAAGGUGAUCAUACACAGGAAAAGCGUGAGUUUUCUGAACAACCUAAAAUAACCUAAAAAAUGAACAACAUGGAUUUAGGGUCAAAUGAAGCACUUCUGAUUUGCUUUUUCACAUUUCUAAAUUAAAAUGUUCUGCAAUUGAAAGUUGAAAUUUUUAUUUCAGAAGUUGUCUAAUCAGGACUUCCAGUAUGUCCAGA